AUGGUUGCUGUUUUAAAUCUGCUUUUAUCAUUGUCUUCUAUUGGUUUUGCAGUUUAUUCCCCAAGCAUGGACUCUGCUUUCUAUGCAAGAUUGAGACGAAGAUUAAUUUUAUCUGAAAAGAGAAAUAGAAGGGGAAAAUUUACGGAACCAUUGGAUUUAGGACCUCCAACAAUAGUAUGUGAGCAUUGUGGAGCUCAACUUUGGUAUGAAGAGAGAACUGUAAAAUCAAAAACGCCUACAAAACUGAAGUUUAGUUUGUGCUGUUCUGAAGGAAGAGUUCAACUCCCUCUAUUGAAAGAACCUCCACCCUUUCUUGGAAACUUACUCAAUAUUAAUAGUGAUCAGAGAUCAAUAAACUUUCAACUAGGGAUAAGAAUCUACAACUCUCUCUUUGCUUUCACUUCUUUGGGGGGUAAUGUUGAUAGAUCAGUGAAUAAUGGUUCUGGUCCAUAUGUGUUUCGUGUAAAUGGUCAAACUCAUCAUAGAAUUGGAUCACUUCUUCCUGUCCAUGGCCAAAAACCUAAGUAUGCACAGCUUUAUAUUUAUGAAACUGAUAAUGAAGUUAAAAAUAGAAUUGAUGCAGUUAUACGUGAAGAUGAUAGAAAUUAUGUGGAUCCAGAUAUUGUUACCGGGUUGAUGGAAAUGUUAGACCAGUGUAACCAAUUGGUUAAAUGUUUUAGAAUGGUCAGGGACAGAUUUGAUGAAUCAGAUAUACAUAAUGUCAGAAUUCGUUUAAUACGAAGUCGCAAUUCUGAUGAAAGGCAAUAUGACUUACCUGUAACGUCUGAGAUAGCUGCUCUUAUUGUUGGAGAUUUUAAUAUUGAAAGUUCUAAUAGAGAUAUUAUUGUUGAGAAUCGAAGUUUAGGAUUGCAACGUAUAAAUGGAACUCAUCCAAGCUUUAUGGCAUUGCAAUAUCCAUUACUUUUUCCGUAUGGUGAGGAUGGGUAUAUGCUUGGUAUACCUUAUAGGAAUUUGAAUGGGAGCAAUUCUAGAAAAAGGGAAUCAAUAACAAUGAGAGAAUACUAUGCUUGUAGGCUUCAACAACGCUUUCAUGAGGGCAAGACAUUGUUGCUUGGUAGGAGGCUUUUUCAACAAUUUAUAGUGGAUGCAUACACUUCUAUCGAAGAAGAAAGACUACAAUGGGUUAGAUUCAAUCAAAAAAAAUUAAGGUCAGAGCUGUACUAUGGUUUGAAAGAUGCCGUUCUUCGUGGUGAUACAGAUCCCAUUACCGUAGGCAAACGAAUAGUCCUACCAUCCUCAUUUACUGGAAGUCCAAGGUACAUGGUUCAAAAUUAUCAAGAUGCAAUGGCGAUAUGUAGAUGGGCAGGUUACCCAGAUUUAUUUCUUACAUUUACUUGCAAUCCAAAAUGGUCAGAAAUCAAUCAUUCCUUAGAAUUUAUAGAAGGCUUGAAAUAUGAGGAUCGGCCAGAUAUUGUAGCAAGGGUUUUUAAGAUAAAAUUAGAUGAACUAUUACAUGAUUUGAGGCAUAAAUCUCAUUUUGGAAGAGUUAUUGCUAUUGUGUAUACAAUUGAAUUCCAAAAAAGAGGACUCCCACAUGCACAUAUUCUUCUAUUCUUGGAUCCAAAGGAUAAGUGUCCAAGUCCAACAGACAUUGAUGGUAUCAUUAUGGCUGAGAUACCAGAUCCAGAUGACGAUCCUGUUGCUAAUGAAGUUGUAAAACAAUUUAUGAUGCAUGGGCCAUGUGGAUCUGCAAAUCCGAAAUCACCGUGCAUGAUGAAUGGUAAAUGUACAAAACAUUUUCCGAAAAGAUUUUAUGAAGAAACAACAAUUGAUGAAGAAGGCUUUCCAGUAUAUAGAAGGAGAAAUGAUGGAAAAACAAUAGAGAAGAACGGAAUUCUUUUGGAUAACCGAUAUGUUGUACCUUAUAAUGUAGAUCUUUUGGUGAAGUACCAAUCCCAUUUGAAUGUAGAAUGGUGUAAUAGAUCUCAAUCGAUCAAAUAUUUGUUUAAAUAUAUAAACAAGGGAUCAGAUAGAGCAACAGUUGUUGUAGAAGAGAAUUUGCCAAAUAUUAGGAGUGAUGGACAAGAGACCGAAAUUGUUGUUGAUGAGACAAAAGCAUACUUGGAUUGUAGAUAUAUUUCAGCUUCUGAAUCAUGUUGGAGAAUAUUUGAAUUUCCAAUUCAGUUUCGAUAUCCACCUGUUGAAAGAUUAAAUUUUCAUUUGGAAGACGAACAUCCUAUCAUUUAUCCGGAAAAUACAAGCUUGGAUAAUGUUUUAAAUAUACCUGGUAUUGAAGAAACAAAGUUUACAGAAUGGAUGAAAACAAAUGAGGCUUUUGAAGAUGCACGAGAGUUGACUUAUGCUGAAUUUCCUACAAAAUGGGUAUGGCAUAGUAAUGAUAAGCAAUGGCAAAGAAGGAAAUCUAAAUAUUGUAUUGGAAGAGUGUAUUACACACAUCCUUCAAGUGGUGAAAGGUUUUAUUUGAGAAUGUUGCUUAACAUUGUCAAAGGUCCAAGAAACUUUAAAGAAUUAAGGACUAUAAAUGAUGUUACUUAUCCAACUUAUAAGGAAGCCUGUUAUGCACUUGGACUUCUUGAUGAUGACAAAGAAUGGCAUGAUUCCCUAAUUGAAGCUUUGAAUUGGGCCAGUGGGCAACAAUUGCGUCAACUAUUUGUUACAAUGCUAUUGUUCUGUGAGGUAGCUGAUCCAUUAAGUCUUUGGGAAUCCAACUAG
Molecule: messenger RNA, 2694 nt
Organism: Quercus lobata
Lineage: Eukaryota; Viridiplantae; Streptophyta; Magnoliopsida; Fagales; Fagaceae
Exons: 3
Coding region: 1-2694 (897 amino acids)
Source: RefSeq, a predicted model, not a curated record